AUGUCACGGCCCGCCGGGCGGACGCGAAGGGAGACAAAGGGGAGAGCAGCCGGCGGCAAGGAGACCAAGUACGAGAAAGACAAGGUCUAUGUCGUGGAGGUGCUGGAGCAGGGAGGGGAGGACGACGAAGACGAAUGGAAGGGGUUAGUCGGGGGGGAAGGGUUCGGGAAGGGCGCGUGGCGAGGGGAGCCCACCCGGCUGUUGCUGCUGGAUGAGGGUCACGCCAAGAGGAGAGUUGAUGAGCUCCCCGAGGCCGUCAAGGUUGUGUUAGAACACGAAGCCAACCAGGGUGGACCUUUUGCCUAUGAGCUUGUGCAAUGUCAGCUAACCCUGUUCUAUGAUUACUGGCCAAUGAAUGAGCGAUGCACUGACCUAGGGCUGCUGCUCUGGCUUACAACGCACCCUCAACAACCAUUCCUCGCAGGCCCCAGCCCACAACACCACACCGGCGCUGCCGAGCCUAGGAUCUGGGUCAUCAGCACGCCCACACAGCUCUGUGCUCCUGUCGCACGCCCACAACAGCCACCGCUGCAAGCCCAGCCUGCCCACGCACGGCCGCAGAGCCUCCGCCACCGCACGGUAACACUGCCUUUGCAAAUUCAGGAUUCAGGAAAAACAUCAACCUGUUCAGGUAGAUUUAACUGUCAUUACACUGGGUCAGUUUCUAGUUGUGGUAAUGUUCAGUUAUUGGUUCAGAGAUGUGUUCAUAGAAAAUGCGAUCAGUAUAUCUUUUUGCGUCAUAGUAUUGGCAAGAAAAAAGAUAUGGUCUUGGAGGCAUUACUUCCUGAAGGGAUAAUCAUUCCUGCAGGCUUUGAGACAGUAGGACAUAUUGCCCACUUGAACUUGAGGGAUGAACACUUACCUUAUAAGACACUUAUAGCUCAUGUAAUUUUUGAGUACAUAAUGGUCGUUCUAGACAAAAACAAGCCAAAGAUCCAAACUGUUGUCAAUAAGAUUGAUGCUAUUCAAAAUGAUUACAGAACUAUGCAACUUGAAAUCUUAGCUGGCCACGAUUCCCUUGUUACAACAGUUAUUGAGAGUGGCCUUCGUUUUCAAGUUGAUCUUGCAACAGUCUAUUGGAAUUCUAGAUUAUCAACAGAAAGGCAGAGGCUUGUCAACAAUAUCUUUCAAAAUUCUGAUGUUGUAUGUGAUGUAUUCUCUGGUGUUGGGCCAAUAGCAAUUUCAGCUGCAAAAAAAGUCAAAUAUGUUUAUGCAAAUGACCUAAACCCAGCUGCAGUUGAGUACCUUGAGCAAAACAUUGUUCUUAACAAACUUGAGAGAAAAAUUGAGGUAAUUGCCAGUUUUACUUCAAAAUAUGCUAGGGUAGCACAAGUGCAUUUAUUUUGUUUGUCUAGAUCUAUGUGGGAGAUGUAG
Molecule: messenger RNA, 1374 nt
Organism: Triticum turgidum subsp. durum (durum wheat)
Lineage: Eukaryota; Viridiplantae; Streptophyta; Magnoliopsida; Poales; Poaceae
Source: the annotation of a GenBank genome assembly